ACGAGGCUUCCAAACAAAGGAGAAACGCAGAUAGAGCGAGCGUGGGAGAGAGAGUUUAAGAAGAUAGAGAGAAAUGGCUAUCCGUCUUCGUCACCCUCUUCGUCACCAUUUAUUAAAUCCAAAUCAUCAUACUAAUAAACCUCUUCGGGUUCGCAAAUUCUCAAUUAAAAAUGAAAAAUCAGAACCAGUUGAACCACACAAGAAGGAAGAUCAAAUUGAGAAUGAGAAGCUUUGUGUUUUUCUGAUUGAGAAGGCAUUAAGUAGACUCCCAGAUGGGAAAGAAGAAAUACUUGGAAUAUUUGACUUCCGAGGAUUUGGCACAGAGAAUUCUGACUUUGAAUUUUUGAGGUUUCUGUUCGAUGUGUUCUACUAUUACUAUCCAAAGCGGUUGGGACAGGUUCUGUUUGUGGAUACCCCCUUCUUGUUUUUUCCGCUUUGGCAGCUAAUCAAGCCCUUAUUAAGAUCAUAUGCUUCUCUUGUGAGAUUUUGCUCUGCUGAUACGGUACGGAAGGAAUACUUCACUGAAACGACAGUCCCAACAAACUUCAGAGACUAAUAAAGCAAUCUACACACAUGACAUUCUUAAGAAAUGAAGUUGAAGACAAUUAUGCUAAGAGAGACAUAAAGGUGAAGGUUAUGAACACUGUGAUGAGUUUUGAAUUCAAAGGGUUGGCUAGAACAGAUAUGGGUCUCCUUCAAUUGAAAGAAAAGAUCAAGCCCCUAAUUAGAUUGCAGCCUAAUGAGGAAGUGGAUUUAAUAUGGUAUAGUGACCCCUGUUUACCAGAUUCAUUGCUUACUGAAGAAGAAUUUUGGAGGUUUUGGGAUAAUGCAGAAGUACAUGAGAAUUGGACUACACUGCAUAUGCAAGUUAUCAUUCCACAUGAGUAUUCAGAAGGGUUAACAGAGGUAGCUAUUCCACACAAGUAUUUGACACCAACAAAGUCUUCAACACCAAAGAAACCAGUGAGCAAAACCAAGCAAAUUCCUAUAAGAACAAGUCCUAGACUAUCUAAGAAGAAGAACCAAUGUCAGGCAGCAAACAAGAAGUUAUUCAUUGACUUAGAUAAAGAAGAAGUAUAUGUUCCUCAAUUUACCCAACAAACACAGUCUAGUGUAGCUGACAACAUACCUGAAGAACAAUUUGAAACAUUUAAUCAUGACUUUUGGUUUGAAUCAACACAGGCAGCAAGCGUUGUUGAGGAUGAUCAGUAUGUUGUACAACUUCCAAAUGAAGAACCUGAUGAGUGUCACCCUGAGCAGGAUUUAGAAAACUUCAACUGUGGGUAUGAUAAUGAAGAACAACAUGCAAAGGACUAUGAGGAAUUUUUGAAAAAGGCUGCGGAUGGUGGCUUGGCAGAUAAUUUUGAUGAUCCUAACUUUGGUGAGGUGGAGGUUGAUAAUGACAAUGAAGAGGAUCAUUAUGGGGAUAUAGUGAGUUCUGAUGGAGAAGAUGAAGGUGGACAAGAACAAGCUAAACCAGGUGGGCCUGAAUGUAAUGCAACUCACCAGUUUAAUGGACCUCAAGCUAAUGAGCCCUGUCCCACAGCAGAGUUUGAGAAAGAAUAUGCAGAGCACUUUAGGCAAGAAGAAGAGGAAGACUUGUUCCAAGAGGAGAUAGGUGAGGAAUUUAAUCCUACUAAACUUGUAGUUGGUACCAAAUAUGUAGAUAAAAAUGAAUUUAAGAAACAUGUUAGGCAUUUCUGUGUAAUGAAUGGACAUGAAUUUGUAUGGAAUAAAUGUGAUAAUAAGCAACAAAGAGCAGUAUGUGUUAAUUGUGAGAAGACGGAAUGUAAGGUCUUUAUAUAUGGCAUCAAGCGAAAAGGUGAAGGAGACACCUUUACACUCAGAGGGUAUAAUAUAGAACACAACCACCAAGGUCGUGGAGAUGGGUACAACAGAAGUGCAAUUCCUCCUUAUGUAGCUGAUUGGUACAUGGAAAAAAGAAGGGAGACAGGUUGUGAUGCAGAAAUACCUUGUCCAUAUGACUUAGCAGCACAAUUUAAAAGGGACACAAAGGUCACCAUUGCAUACCAUACUGCAUGGAGGGCAAGGGUUAUGGUGUUGGAGAAGCUAUAUGGGAGUUAUGAGAAGAGUUACCAACAAGUUCCUAACUUUUGUGAAAUGGUUAAGAGGAGAAACCCAGGAAGCCAUUGUUCUUUCUCAUAUGGCACUCUAGACAAUACGUUCCUUUCUUUAACCAUAUCAUUUGCUCCUGCAAUAAAGGGGUGGAAGGCUGGAUGUAGAAGGGUCAUUGGCUUGGAUGCUUGUCACUUGAAUGGAAAGUUUGGUGGUGUGAUGCUAUGUGCAACAGGUCUGGAUGGUCAGAAUGGCUUAGUUAUGCUAGGUAUAAUGGUGUGUAGGAACGAAACCAUAGAAAAUUGGAAGAUUUUCCUUGGAGAUUUGAAGCCUCUGGUAGAUGAAGAUGGUGUGCGUAUCUGUUUCAUCUCAGACAAGCAAAAGGGAAUCUUGGAGGGUGUUGACUAUCACUUUCCUUUAGAUGAACACAGAUAUUGUUUUAGGCACUUGCUUGCAAACUUCAAGAAGACCUACAAGAGUUUUAGUUUGCAGAACCAUCUUUGGAAUGCAGCUAAAUGUUACAAGAAAAAGCAUUUUGAGGAACAUAUGGCCAAGAUGAAGGCUGAGAAUGCUGAUGCUGCUUGGUAUCUCUUGAAAGAAGAAAAACCACAAACCUGGUCCAGGUCCCAUUUCGAAAAAGACAGCAAAUGUGAGCACCUUAAUAAUAACUUUUCUGAGUCCUUCAACAAUAUGGCAAAGAAGAUGAGGGAUAAGCCCAUCUGCAAGUUAGGCCUGAUGUAUGGAGAUCUGGUGAUGAAUACUUGGUAUAAGAGAAGAAAUGAGUCUGCAAAAUGGAGAGAUGGUGACAUAGUUCCUAAAGCAAUGAAGUUGAUAGAAAAGAUGAUAGCUUUGAAUCCUAAUUUUAAGUUGGUUCCAGCUGUGAAGUACAAAGUCUAUGAAGUGAUUAGUGUGCAUGAAGCAGUUUUUAUUGUGGAUCUUGAGAAGAAAAUUUGUAGCUGUUUGCAAUGGGAGUUAAGGGGAUUUCCAUGCCAGCAUGUUGUAUGUGCUUUGGCUCCAAUGAGACCUAACUGGGCUGAGUACUGUAGCCCUUACUACACAAUGGACUACUACAAGAAGACAUAUGCUCCUGAAUUCAAUCCACUAGAGGGUCUAGCUGACUGGAUAGAGCCAGAAAAACCAGAAAUGAUGAAGCCACCAGUAGACAUUAGAAAGCCAGGCCGGCCAAGGAAGAAGAGGAUAUUGUCAUAUGAUGAACCAAGAGGUCAGAAGAAGGCUAGAAGAUGUAGUAGGUGUAAAAAUGAAGGUCACUACUCAUCAACUUGUGUUGGUGGUCCAGUUGGAGGAAAUCCUAAGGGAUUCAAGCCUAGAACAUGUGUUGAUGGCACAAAGCAGACAACAGUUGAAGCUCCACCAAAGAGAAAGUACAAAGCUAAAGCUGCUGCAAAUUCUGGAGGUGCAUCUGCUGCAAAUUCUCAACCUUGUGCUAGCAGAUCUAAGACGCAAACAAGCGUUGCUCAAUCUUACCAACCAGCUGCAACAUCUUCUGCAAAAUCCAAAGGUGUCAUGAGAAAGGCAGGUGAUGAAUCUUGUUCUCAGUCCAGUUUCAGUCAGCACAACACCCAUGUUGGAUCUGUUAGCAACAACAUAACCUUUACAGCUCCAAACCCAAAAGGAAAGAAGAGAGCAAAGAAGUAUAUGAAGCUUUAGAUGUACCUAUUUUAUGUUGGUUUGUGUUUAUGAUGACUCUAUUUUAUAUUUGAAUGUUAAGACAAUUUCUGGAAUGUUAUGUUAAGAUAAGACAGUGUAGAGUUACUAAAAUAGAUAGUCUUU
Messenger RNA from Papaver somniferum (opium poppy), 3867 nucleotides. RefSeq names its product motile sperm domain-containing protein 2-like. Lineage: Eukaryota; Viridiplantae; Streptophyta; Magnoliopsida; Ranunculales; Papaveraceae. Gene Ontology annotation, molecular function: zinc ion binding. The transcript is spliced from 13 exons. The record is from RefSeq and is a predicted model, not a curated record. Bases 574 to 3744 code for a protein of 1056 amino acids.